AUUAAUCACACUUGUUGCAAAAAUGCAUUUUAUUAUCAGGCUGUAUGCUUCAGCUCACAUAUUAAGAAGGGCCAAGUUGCUGUCUGGCUUUCACAAACCAUAAUCAUUCACAUUGUCUGUAAUCUCUUUGCUCAACUCGUCGAGCAAUUGCAACAAAGAUCAGAAUGGCAGUAGCAGCUUAUGCCUCUCUACUUUCUCUUUCGCAUGUCUUGGAGAAUCUUCAGCAUCCUGCUCGCCGGACUCGCCUUCAUCUUGACUCGAACCAAGUUCAAACCCUGCACCAAACAGUUCAGUUCUUGCUGGAAUUUCUUGAAGUUGAUUCUGGGAGAAUAAGCCAAGAAAUGGAAGAUCUGGCAAGACAGAUCGCUAUUCUUGCUGAUGAAGCAGAAGAUGUGAUUGACUUACAUGUCGUAUAUCAACUUGGUCAGGGAUCUCGGGAUAAAAGUCAGGAUAUGGCCGCCCUCUCAUCUUUCUAUCAAGAUAUACACAAAGUAGUCCAAAAGAUUGACUCCAUCAUGAACGAGUUGGGGAUGAUCCGAAAGGAGAGCACCGAUGUCUCAAAACAACAACCGGUAGUUUUUGUGCUUGAGAGUUCAUCCACAGCAUUUACUUCCAGUGGCAAGAGUAGUACCAUGGUUGGAUUUGAUGAGCACUUGGUUCGAGUCAUGGACGAGCUUACUAGAAAUGAACCUGAUCUCCAAAUCAUCCCAAUAAUUGGAAUGGGAGGUAUUGGUAAGACUACUCUAGCUAAAAAUACUUUUGACAAUCCAUAUAUUGUGCACCACUUUGAUAGACGUAUUUGGUUUACGAUAUCUCAAGAAUAUAGUGCUCGAGAAAUUCUUGUGCGCCUUCUUAAUGAUGGAAAAGACCAAGAAAGUAAUAAAACUUUGGCUCAAUUAGGACAAAGAUUGCAUCAAAAUUUAUUUGGUCGAAGAUAUUUGAUUGUUAUGGAUGAUAUGUGGAGUAUCAGUGCUUGGGAUGAAUUAAGGUUGUUUUUUCCAAAUAAUAGGAAUGGAAGUCGAAUACUGGUGACCACUAGGAUUUCAAAUGUAGCAAUUUCUUUAGGUACUCAUAGCCCUUAUGUGAUGGAUUUUCUAGAUGAGGAUAAAAGUUGGAAUUUGCUUUGUCAAAAAGCCUUUGGAGAAGACAAUUGUCCAUAUCCGAAAUUAGAAGAAAUUGGUAAGACUAUUGCAAAGAAGUGCAAUGGACUUCCUUUAGCAAUUGUUGUGAUUGGUGGAUUGCUUGCAAAUUCCAACAGGACACUAGAGCACUGGGAGUCAGUAGCCAAAAGUAUAAACUCAUUUUCUAACUUAGAAUACAGUGAACGUUGUUUAAAAAUAUUGUCUUUGAGUUAUGAUAAUUUACCUAUUCAUCUUAAACCAUGUUUUCUCUAUAUGCGGAUAUUUCCUGAAGAUGACGUGAUUAAAGCGUCCAAGCUAAUAAAAUUAUGGGUUGCCGAAGGAUUUUUGAAAACAUCGAGAGCUAAAACCUUGGAAGAGGUUGCAGAGGAAUACUUGAGAAACCUUAUUGACAGGAAUUUGAUUUUGGUUCAUAAAUGGCAUUAUGGAGGGAAGAAAGCUAAAACAUGCAGGAUUCAUGAUCUUCUAAGGGACCUAUGCUUGAGACAAUCUCAAAAAGAAUGUUUGAUUUGUGUCCCAAAAGCACAACGUAUUAGUUUUUUUGAGCCCUGGGAAAGUUGCCUUUGUUUCCUAUGCAGUUCUCGGCUCAAUGAAGAUCAAAGGAUGGAUCUCCCUGAAGUUCAGGUUGCCUCACAAUCGACAUCACUUGAAAGCCUUUUAGUGUGCGACGGCUGUAGGAUUAUGUAUCCGAAUCUGGUUAGAUUGAGAUUAUUGAGGGUGAAAGCCUAUGAGGACGAUAUAGAAUUUCUGCAUCCCACUAAAUUGCGCUACCUUAAGAUUAGCGAUGAUAUGCAGUUGAAAUUUGAAUCUCCGUCUACAAUAUCUUUGCUGUGGAACCUACAAACUUUAACUUUGAAGUUGCCCUAUAGAGUAAAUCUCCCGUCUGAACUCUGGGAUAUGCCACAACUUAGGCAUCUAAUUUCAGACGGAGUUGUUGAUUUACCUCACCCAGCAGUUACCCAAGAUUCAAUGAUCAUGGAGAACCUACAGACGCUUGCUCAUUUUCGAAAUUUUAGGUGUACAAUUGAUGUCCUUGAUAGAGUUCCAAAUCUUAAGAAAUUGGGAAUUGUUUACCUUGAGAAAGGCAGCGGUGGUCUAGAAAAUCUUGCUCGCCUACAGAAACUUGAAUCACUUCUUGUUAUAGAAAAAGAUGUGUCGCUAUUGGCAAACAUCACCUUCCCCACUUCACUCAAGAAAUUGACUUUGACAUCUUGCUGUAUUCCUUGGGAGGAGAUGACGGUUUUUGGUUCUGUUUUGCCCAAUCUUGAAAAGCUUAAAUUGUACGGUAAUGCAUUCAAGGGACCUGAGUGGAGUCCAGUUGAAGGGCAAUUUCCCCGAUUGAAAGUCCUAAUCAUAUGGGAAAAUGACCUGGUGUGGUGGAGAGCAGAAAGUAUACACUUCCCCAAACUUGAGAGACUUGAUCUUUAUGAAAUGCAUUGCUUGGAGGAGAUCCCUUCGGGUAUUGGAGAUAUACCCACACUCCUCUCAAUUCAUCUCUGGGAUUGCAGCGAUUCUUCUAUCAAUUCGGCAAAGCAAAUAUUGGAGGAACAACAAAGCUCCGGAAAUGAGAUCCUCCAACUUUAUGUAGAUGAAGGACAAGUAGUCAGUGUUACUCAAUAAUACUAUUUCAGUUUUAUAGUUUAUGAAAGAAGAGUAGCUACAUCAAAUGUCCAAACUAUUUUUAGAAUUUAUCAUUCAUGUUGUCCAAGAUUCUUGUGCUGCAGCUAAUUGCGCGACAACAAAAGAUUUCACUUUGGAUUCAUCAAUAAUAUAAAAACAUGAGAAAAGAG
This is a messenger RNA of Sesamum indicum (sesame), 2929 nucleotides long. RefSeq names its product putative late blight resistance protein homolog R1A-10. Gene Ontology annotation, molecular function: ADP binding. Lineage: Eukaryota; Viridiplantae; Streptophyta; Magnoliopsida; Lamiales; Pedaliaceae. Gene Ontology annotation, biological process: defense response to other organism. The record is from RefSeq and is a predicted model, not a curated record.